Messenger RNA from Neoarius graeffei (lesser salmon catfish), 2162 nucleotides. Its product is annotated as sterile alpha motif domain-containing protein 3. The coding region runs from base 56 to 1633 and encodes 525 amino acids. Lineage: Eukaryota; Metazoa; Chordata; Actinopteri; Siluriformes; Ariidae. The transcript has 5 exons. The record is from RefSeq and is a predicted model, not a curated record.
CAUACUCCUCACUCAUUGGAUGAGUUCAAAGAAGACCUGCUAAAGAAACUGCCUAAUGUCACAACCAGCCCAACUCCGAGUGGUUCUUACGGAUCAUGAUGUCCGUAAACUGGCACUACCAUCUGGUAUCCCUGGGACAGUGGAUGAACUUCACUCAGUCAUUCGUGAUACAUUUGGGAUUGCUGGAGACUUCAAUCUGCACUAUAAAGAUGUUGAUUUUGGCAAUGAGUAUUUCUCCCUGUGUUCAACGACUGACAUCAAAGAUAAGGACACAGUCAAGAUUGUGUAUAUCCUGGAGCCCCCUACAGUAACUUUGAACUUAACUGAUGUCACAAACAUAAUUGAUGGUGCCCAGUCUUUUGAUCAGCCUUCGUAUCAGUCUCCUGACGACACCUCUUCAUCCGUGUUAUCUAGUGACACACUGCCUGUCUCAUCAGCUGAGGAUAGCCCAGGCCACCGUUCACAGCGUUGGCCCUCUAAAUUCAUAAUUCCCCGCUUUGCCUCCAAUACAGAGAUUCAACUUCAGUCAGCCAAUGAAAGCUUCACUAAGGAUGGGACUAUCCUCAGUGCUAAAGACCUCAUCUCACUACUCCCAGACAUUCUUGGAAAGCUAGCAGAGGCUAUUUACGAGUACACUGCUUAUCCUUCAAGUCUGCAGAUAUGUCAAGCUGCAGAGGCCCUUGUUCAAAAGCAUCCCUGCCUCAAAGAACCAGGGUCCUUUAAUGGGUGUUAUGGAUGGAUGCAGCACCUGAAAUACAAGAUGAAUAACUUCAGAUCCAAACUUCGAGGUCUCGGCUGUCCUGAACUUGAAGUUAAUUCACUCAAGAGGAAAGCAGGACAUGAGCGGACUCCUGCAAAGAAUGUGAAAAAAACAAAGAAGGCUGAAGUAAAUUACCUACCUCCUCAUGCUCCAGGUGAAACUACUGCAAGUUUGGAAAAAGAGAGAGUGGAGCUUCUAAGUGAAGUGAUGAAAAGGGAUAACUCCAAGGUGGUAGCUGAGAUGAUGUUGAAGACGUUCUCUCUUCGUAGACAGGAAAUAGUUAAUGAAGCCCCUGCCAUCAGUGAGUUCAUGAAGCGAUGGCCCGCUCUUUUUGAUGAAACACAGAUAAAUGACGAAUUCAAGAGGGUGACAACAGUUAGCCUUGAAUCGACAUUUAUGGCCAGUCUUGACCAGUGCACCCCGAAGCUGAUGACCUUAGUCCAGUCAAAGGGAGGAGCUGCAGGACUGAAGAUCAGGCAGAUUAAGGACAGGCUUCUUGAGAACAACACAGUUGAGCGACGGAGAGAAGCUGCCAUUCGCUGCCUUGUGGUAUAUCUUGGAGAGAAGGAGGAGGACCUUUUCAAAAUGUACAGUGACAUGGAGGAGCUUGAGGCAGACCUUGUGAUGCAGGUGAUGAAGAUUGCCAUCAUCAGUGAUGGGUGUGCAACCAUUGUCAUCGAGGGAACCAAAGUCCUGGAAGGGUUUGAUGUGGCCAGAUCCUGUGCUUUGCUGAUGGGCAUAAUAUAUGCUCUGAACCUCAGCUAUCCCAAGCAGUUGAAGUUCACCUUUGAGGUAUUUCAGAAGCUAUUCCUGGAACUUGAUGGACAAAAAGCCAGCUCAAAAGUAAUGAGUCUCAAGUACAGUAUUUUCUGACUGUGCUCUAAAACCCCAGCACUCUCAACGAGUUGGAAGUUUUGACUGAUUUGUCUGAGGUCUUCUGUACAUUAUGGACAGUGUUAUCCGAUAAUAUUGGUGUUACCAUUACCGUUAUCAAAGGUUGAGGUUUUAUCUGGUUAUGAUAUGGAUAUGUUGCACUUAGGAAUUGGCUUUAAAUGCUGUCUUGUAUAAUCAUAAGCAUACUCCAUUCAUUUAAAAUUCCAGGCUGUUCUGAGCAAUAUCCAAUUGUCUGAGUAGAAAUCAUCACUUAGUGCUCUUAGUAGUUUUUUGAAACUCUAGUGUGCAAUAUUUUAUUUGUGCACAAAUUACUGCAGUUCUUUGGAGAAAUUUGAGAGUUAAUAUUUCAUUGUCUUUGUAAUAUUUAGAGCUGCCUUCUCCUAGUCCACUAAGCUGUUGGUAAAGUUAUAGCCAACUAGGAGUGUACACAUUUUGUAUGACUGUUUUAUAGUGAAUCAGCUGUUAAUCAUCCAGUCCUGUAAUGAUUCAUGUUCUGUUAACAUACUUG